Molecule: messenger RNA, 2376 nt
Organism: Neltuma alba
Lineage: Eukaryota; Viridiplantae; Streptophyta; Magnoliopsida; Fabales; Fabaceae
Product: putative disease resistance RPP13-like protein 1
Exons: 2
Coding region: 1-2376 (791 amino acids)
Molecular function (GO): ADP binding; protein binding
Source: RefSeq, a predicted model, not a curated record
AUGUCUGGUGCAGAUGUUGGCAUUGCCUUUCUCUCUGCCUUCCUUCAGGUGGCUUUUGACCGGUUGGCUUCUGGAGAAACCCUUCGCUACUUCCCAAAGAGCGGAUUGAAUAAGACUCUGGUGAAGAAGUUGGAGAUCAUGCUGAUAUCCAUCAGUAGUGUCAUUGAUGAUGCUGAGUAUAAGCAGUUCAGUGAUCGAAAUGUGAGGACCUGGCUUUUUGAGCUCAAAGAUGCUGUGUACGAUGCUGAGGAUGUCUUGGAUGAGAUUAACUAUGAAGUCCACAAACGCAAGUUGGAAGCCGAAGCGGAAACUCAAACUAGUGUUACUAGCAAGGUACGAAAAUUCUUCUCUGCUUCUGAUACUAUGUUUGACCAGGAAAUCGAAUCGAGGAUGAAACAAAUCCUUGAAAACCUUGAAUUUCUCGAGAGCAGAAAGAUUGGUCUGCAUUUGAAACAAUUUAACAAAGGUGGAGCUGAUGGAUUUGAGAGAAAGUGGCAGACUGAGACAACUUCUUUAGUGGAUGAAGCUGGAAUAUAUGGCAGGAAUGAGGACAAAGAAAUUAUAUUUCAAAGGUUGAAAAACGACAGCCACUUUUCUGUCAUUCCUAUAGUGGGUAUGGGUGGGUUGGGGAAGACCACCCUUGCUCAGCUUGUUUAUAAUGAUGAAAGGGUUAAGAGUGAAUUUGACUAUAGACUUUGGGUAUGUGUUUCAGAUGACUUUGAUGUUUUGAGGUUGUCAAAAAGAAUUUUCAAGAAAGCCACGGAAUCUAAUAAUGACAUAGAAGAUUUAGAUGAAGUUCAAAAUAAGUUGAAGGAUUUCUUCUCUAAAAAAAAGUUCCUCAUUAUUCUUGAUGAUGCUUGGUGUGAUGAUUGCAUAUCGUGGGAAAAUUUUUUAGCACCUUUCAUAUGUGGGGUUGCGGGAAGCAGAAUUCUUGUCACUUCACGCAAUGAGAAUGUCGUGUUAGCAGCUGGCUCUAAUGAAGAACAUCACCUAAAGCUAUUGUCACAUGAAGAUGGUUGGCUAUUAUUUAAAAAAUAUGCAAUUCGCAACUGUUGUCCACCAAAGAAUUUUGAUCAUGAAGAAAUUGGAAGAAAGAUUGUUAAAAAGUGUAAAGGUUUGCCUUUGGCCUUGAAAACAAUUGGGAGUCUCUUGUACAGGAAAUCAUCUUGGGAGGAAUGGAACAACAUUUUGGGAAGUGAGAUAUGGGAGAUUUCUUAUAAUAAUAUUCUUCCCGCUGUGAUAUUGAGCUAUCAUUAUCUCCCUUCUCAGCUAAAGCAAUGCUUUGCUUAUUGUUCAUUGUUCCCGAAGGAUUAUGAAUUUCGCAAGGAGGAGCUGAUUCUAUUGUGGAUGGCUCAUAAUUUCUUGCAAGCCUCUCAACCAAAUAAGUCAAUUGAAGAAGUAGGCAAUGAAUACUUCCAAGAGCUUGUGUCAAGAUCUUUUUUUCAGGAGUCGUCUUCUAUAAAUGGAACAUGUUUUGUCAUGCAUGACAUUCUCAAUGAUCUGGCAAUUCAUGUAUCUGGAGAUCUUUGUUUCAAGCAAGAGGCUAAUGGGGUGGUGGAUUUUUCAGAAAAAACCCGUCACUUAUCUGUUUUGUAUCACGAAUAUGGAGAAUACAAAUGGUUUGAGAAUUUGCAAAAAAUGAAAAAAUUACGAACAUUCUUGCCUCUCCCAAAUAGGUGGGGUUUCCUGUGGACCUCGAGCAACCUAAUAUUUGAUGAAUUAUGCAAGUGCAAAUGCUUGCGAGUUUUAUCUCUGGCUUCCAAUGGCACAAUUGAGGAGAUACCUGAUUCUAUAGGAAAUCUCAUACAUCUACGGUGUCUUGAUCUAUCUAACUGUAAAAUUAAGAGGCUCCCCGAGUCAAUAUGUCUUCUGUAUAACCUACAAACAUUGAAAUUGGUCGACUGCGAACUUUUGGUUGAGUUGCCUGCUGAUUUUCAUAAAUUAAAAAAUUUGCAUCACCUAGAUUUACGAUUCACUAGCUUGAAAAAGAUUCCACCACAUAUGGGAAAGCUGAAAAAUCUUCAAGUUCGCCUGACAUCAUUUGAAGUGGGCAAAUGUAAUGAGCUCAACAUCAAACAAUUAGGCGAACUCAAUCUUCAAGGAGAGCUUUCAAUUCAUGAGUUGCAGAAUGUAGUUCAUGGAACGGAUGCCUUACAAGCCAACUUGAAAGAAAAAAGGUACCUUGAGGAGUUAUGCUUCAGAUGGAAUAAAGACACUAAUGAUGAUUCUCAGAAUGAGAGGGAUGUGCUAGAGAAGCUCCGACCUCACCAAAAUUUGAAGAAACUAUCGGUUGAGUACUAUGGUGGCACAAGGUUUCCAGAUUGGCCUUUUGCCUUCUCUCAAGUCACUACUCAUUGGAAAGUUGGAUGGCAUUGA